Messenger RNA from Vespa mandarinia (Asian giant hornet), 2248 nucleotides. RefSeq names its product periodic tryptophan protein 1 homolog. The record is from RefSeq and is a predicted model, not a curated record. Gene Ontology annotation, molecular function: protein binding. Gene Ontology annotation, biological process: rRNA processing. Lineage: Eukaryota; Metazoa; Arthropoda; Insecta; Hymenoptera; Vespidae. Gene Ontology annotation, cellular component: nucleus.
UUCAUUUUUAAAAGGAAACCACGUUCAUCAAUAGCGUUCAAGAAUUAAAUAUGGACUCGUUGUUGGUGUAAAUAGCUGCUUUCGACAUUUUUUCGUAAAAAAAUAAUUAGUUUCAUAUACUUCUAAUUUUAUGACAGAAGUGAACAAGCUACUAUGACUAUUAGAUUUUUAUAUAAACUUUUAAAUGCUGUGUAUUCUAUUUCCACGAAGUAUAGAAUUGCUUUUUUGUUUAUGUGCUUAACGAUCCUGAGAUUUUCUAAUCCAUUCCAAACUCAAGAAAAUGCGUUUCGUAUCUAAUUCAUUCAAUUCGUGUCUAAAAACAAGAUUUUGUUGAUUAUUUGGUGAAAAAUAAUAAUUAUUCAUAUUGUGUCCAUACCUGUCGCUGAAGUCACACACGUUUCGAGCGAUAAUUAAUAAACAGCCUUAAUUUAUAAUUAUAAACACAUUAUAUAUAUAUAUAUAUAUAUAUUUACAUAUAUUUACACAUAUGUAUACAUGCAUGUAUGUAUGUAUAUAUAAAUAACAAUACUUGUAUUUAAAUCAAAUAAACAUAAUGAAUAUAAUAUCGUGCACCACGUGGGUUAAGAGAGGUAUUGCUGCAACUCUUCCUGAAAAGGUUGAACUGACAUCAAAAGAAUUAGAAGAAAUUAUAAAACAAACCCAAUUUGAUUUGCAGAAUGAUGAUUCAGAUAAAGAAGAAGAAGAAGAAGAAGAAGAAGAAGAAGCUAUUGGAGAUGAAGUUGAUUCGGAGAAAAAGAAAGUUAAAAAGAACUAUGAUGUAAAUAAUAGUUCUAUGGAAACCGAUGAAUAUGAUUUUGAUAAAUAUGAUAAAGAGAGCGGUGAUAUACAUUGUAAUAUCGGAAAUAUAGUAUCUUUUGGGGAAGACGGUAAAGAUCCUCUUAUAACAUCAGCAGAGAUUGAUGAUGAUUCAGAAAAAGAAGAUGACAUGAUUAAAGGCGAUGAUAAUUUAGUUUUGCUAGGACACGUUGAUGGUGAUGCCAGUAUAUUGGAAAUAUUUGUAUAUAAUGCAGCAGAAGGUUCUUUUUAUUGUCAUCAUGAUAUAUUGUUACCAUCAUUUCCAUUAUGUAUCGAAUGGCUUAAUUUUGAUCCAAGUGAUACAAUGCCAGCCAAUUUAUGUGCAAUCGGAAGUAUGACUCCAAUAAUUGAAGUUUGGGAUCUUGACCUAAUUGAUUGUUUAGAACCAGUUUUUAAACUUGGACGUAAACCAAAUAAAAAAAAAAAAUUGACCCGUAUCGGUCAUAAAGAUGCAGUAUUAGAUUUGGCAUGGAAUAAAAAUUAUACGCAUAUAUUGGCAAGUGGUUCAGUUGAUCAAACUGUUUUAUUGUGGGAUUUAGAAAAUGGCAAACCUGCUACCAAAUUAGAUCCUUUCAAUGAAAAAGUUCAGAGUCUUGAAUGGCAUCCAUUAGAAACUCACCAUCUCUUAACGGGAUGUGCAGACCAAGUUGCAAGAUUAUUCGAUUGUAAAUUAGAAAGCAAUGUUAAAGAAUGGCAGACACCUGGAGAAGUAGAAAGAGUCUUAUGGAAUCACUUUGAUGCUAAUCAUUUUCUUAUUAGCACAAAUAAUGGUUACCUUGAAUAUUAUGACAUAAGAGAAGAUUCACCAAUUUGGCAAGUCAAGGCUCAUGAAGCAGAAAUUACAGGAUUAUCUUUUAGCUCAUCAUAUCCAGGAUUAUUAGUUACUUCAUCGAAUGAUAGCAUAAUCAAAGUAUGGGAUAUUCUUGAUAGUAAAGAUCCAUGCGUUAUAUGGGAAAAAAAGACUAAUUUAGGUGCAUUGCAAUGUCUUGCACCAAAUCCAGAUAUUCCACUUGUAUUUGCUGUAGGUGGUGACAACAAAGCUCAUAAUUUUAAAGUUAUAGAUUUGUCUGAAAUAUCAAUAGUUAAUGACAGAUUUAAAAAAAGAGAAACUAUACAUAUGGAAAUGAAAGAAAACUCUAAAAAGAGUGAAGACUAUGGCACAAAAGGAGAAAUGAUGGAAGUGGCUGAGUGUAUGGAAUCCAUGGCAUUAAACAUUGUUAAUUCUUCUGGGGUUAAUAAAAAAAAAAAAAAGAAAUAAGAAAUAAUAAAUGUUAUCUAAAUUUUGUGUACGAAAUGUAAAUAAUUUACCUAUACUAUACGUUCGAUAUGUACAUAAUAUAAAUAUCGUGCAACACACAUUUUUCUUACACAUGAUAAUUCUAUUUUCAUAAUUUAUAGAUAGGAUAUUUAAUAAAAUGCAAAUGUCAUUAGA